AUGGGUAGCAAGAAGCGGGAGAAACAGGAGAAUGGCACCAUAUCCAAGAAGCCCAAGCAGCUUGCAUGUGCAGAGGAGUCUUGCACGCCCUCUACCAGCGGACGCGGCUACACGGUGUCCAUCGCCGUGGCGGCCUCGUGCAUCGAGAAUGCACAGAACCUGGAGCUGGCCACGCUGCUGGCUGGGCAGAUAGCGCGGGCAGCUGCGAUCUUUAACGUGGACGAGGUGGUGGUACUGGACGAUUCGCCCGCCAAGCAGCCCGGCCACGUCAGCAGCGCCGCCGCGCUCUUUGCCCGCGUGCUGCAGUUCAUGGAAACGCCGCAGUACCUGAAGAAGGCACUGAUCCCCAUGCAUCCCGACCUCAAGUAUGCGGGCGUGCUGCCGCCGCUGGAUGCGCCGCACCAUCUGCGAUCCACUGAGUGGGGCCCAUACCGCGAGGGCGUGGUGCGGCGCAGUGCCAAGGGCGAAGGGUCGUUCAUUGAUGUGGGCCUGGACAAAGAUGCACACAUCCCGCAGGCAAGCCUGAUGGCGGCGCGGCAGGGUGUGCGGCUGACGCUGAGCAUGGGGGAACAGCCGUUGCCCGCCACCGUGCAGGGGCAGCAGGUGCUGCGGGGGCAGCUAGCACUGCCGACAGACCCACGAGAGAGGGGGGGGCUGUAUUGGGGCUACAUCACGCGCAUCGCGCCAAGCCUGCAGGCCAUGCUGGAACAGUGCCCCUUCUACGGCGGCUACAGCCUGACCGUGGGCACCUCGGAACGAGGCGAGCGCACGCCAGCCUGCCAGCUGGACUUGGGCGCCUUUCGGCACCUGCUGGUCGUGUUUGGCGGGCCACAGGGCCUGGAGUACCUGAACACGUGCUUCGACCAGGGCAGCCGCACCAUCCGCAGCGAGGAGGCCAUCCUCAUCUCCCUAGCCUUCCUGCAGCCUGCAGUCACUGCCGCCACCGCACCGCCGCAGUAG
This is a messenger RNA of Chlorella variabilis, 960 nucleotides long. RefSeq lists its product as hypothetical. The record is from RefSeq and is a predicted model, not a curated record. Lineage: Eukaryota; Viridiplantae; Chlorophyta; Trebouxiophyceae; Chlorellales; Chlorellaceae. The transcript is spliced from 7 exons. The coding region runs from base 1 to 960 and encodes 319 amino acids.